Talaromyces atroroseus is the source of this 1179-nucleotide messenger RNA. RefSeq lists its product as hypothetical. The record is from RefSeq and is a predicted model, not a curated record. The transcript has a single exon. Bases 1 to 1179 code for a protein of 392 amino acids. NCBI's taxonomy places the organism in Eukaryota, Fungi, Ascomycota, Eurotiomycetes, Eurotiales, Trichocomaceae.
AUGCCGUUGUUUGCAGACCCGGAAGGCAAUGGGGUCUGCAGUAAUGACUCCCUGCCCGAGUGCAUGCAAACCCCAGAAGGAUUCUACCAGUACUUUCUAGUCGAGGUGUGUCCGAACCAUGCAUACGGCUGGUAUAGUCACACAGAUGAACGCCGGAAAGUCACUCCUCCCUACCCUAGGGGUAAUUGGGAUGGUGAUGACGGGACUGGAAUUUUCAACUUGAAUGUUCAGAAAGGGUACUCAUUUUUCCACUCCACAACCGUCUUCCACCUUCCCAAGGAUGGAUGGUAUAAGAAGGACUAUCAUGCAGAGAAACCUGUAUGGUUUCCUCCAGUGAAUAAUACGAAUACUCACAGUUGGUUGAGCGAAAAUCCAAAAGCUGUCUUGCUUGCGUUUCCCCUCCCCAAGUCCUAUGUGGAAACUCCGUACUUAGGACUGGACCCAACGCUCCUAAUUAGGGCGCUGUACUUUCCCAUGCAGUACAGUGACGCUCACUACCCAAAAAUGAGCAGACUGGGGCAGAUUCUCUUCUACAAAAAGGACAAUCUAGACCUUGACGAAUUCGGAAAACGUUGGUCGGCGAUCAAGGACGGCAAGACAAGCAGCCAGCAGCUGUCAGCAAAGACGUUCGGGCUAGGCUAUAUGCCCUAUUGUCUAAUAAUAGACUACUGGCCAGUUAUUAUGUCACUUGGCAUUCCAAGGGAUAGGAUUGGAGAGCGAGAUCAUCCAUGCUAUGACUAUAUCAAAAUCUGGAACCCAAAUACGGUUGGAUUUGACUAUGGACUGGACUGCUGGCGUGUGGAACCCAAGGAGUCCGGGAAGCGCUUUUGCUGGCUGGACUACUAUCACUCGGUCAACGAUGGGAUAAGUUACGAGUUCAAGCCAGCAGAGAAGUCGCAAGCAAUAGAAUGGGUGAAGGGCUUGGGAUCAGAAGCCCUAAGCCUCGUUCCAGUUGUUGGACCGCUCAUGACCAUUGCCUGGGACGUUGCAGUCAAUGCAAUUGCCAAGCCGGAUGAAUUCUCUAAACUCGCUGGUCUUAAAUCUGAUGCGAUAGGGCUGUUAAAUAUUCAGAUCGAGAUCUUUAAAAACCUUUUUCCCGGUGGACCCUCCGUUUCUUACACGAACAUUCAAGAAUCACCAUAUAUCGACGGCCGUCUGAUUAUCCACUCCCAACUCUAA